AUGCUCGAUAACAGCCUCCCAAGCUCUGCAAACUCUUCGAGACCCCCUUCUCCAAGACGGCGUCUUGUUCCGCCUGCUCUUCCUGACGGUCGUCCCACCAGUAGCCCCACCAGCGAACCUCGGCCUCCCCAAGGGAUCUCCUCCGCAGCUUUCAGUACAGACUAUUUCAAGAAGUUUUUUGUUGAAGAGAGGAUUCUCGGAAAGGGCGGAAAGGGGGUAGUCCUGCUUGUUAAGCACAUGCUAGACGGCGUCUCUCUAGGACACUAUGCAUGCAAGCGGGUACCUGUCGGCGACGACCACGAGUGGUUGGAGAAAGUUCUGGGCGAAGUCCAGCUGCUUCAGCAUCUUUCCCACCAGAAUCUCGUCUCAUAUCGCCAUGUCUGGCUUGAAAAUGCGAAAAUCAGCACAUUCGGUCCCAGCGUUCCUUGCGCAUUCAUCCUUCAGCAAUACUGCAAUGCCGGCGACCUACACAAUUAUAUCUGCGGCUCCGUUCAAACACCCAGUACUGCGCAGCAGCUUAAGGAUCGACUCCGAAGAAAGUCCAAAGGAGAACCUGAUCCGCAAAUGGGUACAGGUGCGCCACGCACGCUUCAGCUUGAUCAGAUCUACUCUUUUUUCCGAGAUAUUACCUCGGGCAUGCGCCAUCUGCACAUGAAUGGAUACAUUCAUCGUGACCUCAAGCCCCACAACUGCCUUCUCCAUGAAUCAAGCGAUGGCAUCAGAGUAUUGGUAAGCGAUUUCGGUGAAGUGCAAUCUCAGAACGCGAUGCGCAAGUCGACCGGCGCUACAGGGACACUUUCCUAUUGCGCGCCCGAAGUCCUCCGGCGGGAGUACACAGAUGGGCCGUUCGGAAAUUUCACAUUUAAGUCCGACAUAUUUUCUCUGGGAAUGAUUCUCUACUUCCUAUGCUUCGCGACACUUCCGUACGUAAGCGCGGACGUCAUCAACGAAGAAAGGGAAGACCUGGAGCAACUUCGAGCGGAAAUUACCAGCUGGGCUGGUUUCAACAAUAAUCGGCGGAUGAGAUCCGACCUUCCACAGAAGCUGUACACGUUCUUAGAACGACUGCUUGCUGUGGACCCCGAUCGUCGCCCGACCGCAGACGAAGUUUUGAGCGGUAUCCAAGCCGGCGCCAAUGCCAACGUCAAGAGAACUGGUUCAACCGGUGCGACUAGUUCACCUAGUCCAGACAUGCCUGCCUCCGCACGCAUUCGUCCCGUGGACAGUCCAAGGCCUUCUGAACGCGCUCUCUCUCCUACCAAGAGGAUACCUCGCAGUCCUACAACUUUCCGACAAGAUUCAGUGUUCGACUCCAGUGGCUCCUCUAGCACACCCCCCGCCUCAGAUGCAUUGAUAAACGGACGCCCAUCCUUGAGUCCAGAUCGCGACCUUGUCGUCCGGCAAAGAUACUCUACAUCUCCCCCCGUAUCUCCGACUCGACAGACCCGCGAGCCGUCUAUCCACAAUUCCCCGCCGCCCAUGCCCAGACAACUUCUUCCGCCACCGCCGAGCCGCUUUCCCGCUUUGGAUUUCUUAAGGACAUCCACCAUGAUCUCCCCGGGCUUGCAGUUCUCAUUAUUUCUUCUAAAAGUGGUCUCGAUCCUUCACCCCUGCUCCCCUCUAGCGGUCAAGCCAUGGAUUCUUUAUCCUCUCCUCCUUUUAGCUGCGGUGACUCUACGCACUUCUCUCCAGGUUCAAGUAUUCUCUACACUUGCACAUAUGGUCGUUGUCGUGGCCGGAAUUCGCUUCGGGGCACUCUGCGUCUGGAGUAGGAAUGUCGCAAUCACUUUCUGA
Messenger RNA from Penicillium cinerascens, 1794 nucleotides. RefSeq names its product protein kinase IKS1. The coding region runs from base 1 to 1794 and encodes 597 amino acids. The record is from RefSeq and is a predicted model, not a curated record. Gene Ontology annotation, biological process: protein phosphorylation. The transcript has a single exon. NCBI's taxonomy places the organism in Eukaryota, Fungi, Ascomycota, Eurotiomycetes, Eurotiales, Aspergillaceae. Gene Ontology annotation, molecular function: protein kinase activity; ATP binding.